UUUUCAAAUAUGUAUAAAAAAUGCGUUUAACGAAGGCCGAGGAUGGUAGAGAUAUAAUUAUGAUGCGCCGGCGCCGAUUCAGUUUGUAGACAGCAGAUCUUAUGUACGGUCGUGUAAUGUAACUAGUGACACCUAAUUGUUUUACGUGUUAUUAAAAAUGAUCAUUGGAAAUUAAUGAAAAUUUAAUGUUUUGCUAUCAAAAUUAAAUUAGGCAUUCCCUUAUGGAGGUUAAUGAUGAUUUAUCUUAAAACGUAUUUUAACAAGCAAGUCUGAAAAAAAUGCUGUGUGUGGUAAAUGAAAAAUUAUGAAAAAAUCGAGUUAAUUCUCUAAUGAGUUUAUCAUUAUUUAACUAAAAUAAGUGAAAAUUCAACAUGACGUCUGAAGAGAAGACACCGGUGGACAGUUUGAAGCCGAACGAGACUUGGAGAAUACUGAAGAAUGUGGUCAUCAUCAGCCUGGCGUUCAUGGUGCACUUUACUGCAUACAGUGGUGCUGCUAAUCUUCAAAGUUCUAUCAACGCGGAGGCAGGUUUGGGCACAGCAUCGCUGGCUGCAGUGUAUGCCGGUCUCAUCUUCUCUAACAUAUUCUUGCCUGUUGUCGUUAUCAAAUGGCUCGGCACGAAAUGGGCGAUAUCCCUAUCAUUCAUCACGUACAUGCCGUACAUAGCUGCCCAGCUGUACCCGACGUUCUACACCAUGAUACCCGCGGGGCUGUUCGUGGGGUUAGGAGGAGGGCCGCUGUGGUGCGCCAAGUGCACUUACUUGUCUGUGGUAUCAGAGGCUCACAGCAAGUUAUCGAAGAUAUCAGCUGAAGCUCUUCUGGUGAGGUUCCUCGGCUUGUUCUUCAUGAUCUUCCAGAUGAACCAGGUUUGGGGCAACUUGAUCUCUUCACUUGUGUUGUCAUCAGGCAACAAUACAGCCGCCGUAACGUCAGUGAAUGAGACUAUGAUCCCCAUUCUGUGCGGCGCGAACUUCUUGCCUAGCGCUGACGCAGGGGAAGCCUUGCCUCCGCAGCCAGCUGAGAAAAUACAGAUGAUAGCAGGCAUUUAUCUCGCAUGUAUGGCUGGGGCGGCUCUUAUAGUUGCCCUAGGAGUAGACUCCAUGAAGAGAUACGACUUAGGCCGCUCAGGGUCUGGUGGAGGUAUGUCAGGACUGGCCCUUCUGUCUGUGACCUUGAAGCUGCUGGUGGAACCCACACAACUACUCCUCGUUAUCAUCAACAUCUUCAUUGGAUUGCAGCAGGCUUUCUUUGGAGCUGACUUUACUGCGGCGUUCGUGUCGUGCGCAGUGGGCACGGGCUCCGUGGGCUUCGUCAUGAUGACGUACGGCCUCGCCGACGCUAUCGGCUGUGUGCUUACUGGGUAUCUGGCUAAGCUGACAGGCCGUAUCCCCCUAAUAUGUGGGGCUACAGUAGUCCACGCAGCGUUGUUCUGCGCAGUACUGUGGUGGCGGCCGCACGCGGGACAGGGCCUGGUGCUGUACAUCAUCGCCGUAUUGUGGGGCCUGUGUGACUCCGUGUGGAUCGUGCAGAUCAAUGCAUACUACGGCAUCCUAUUCCCCGGCAGAGAAGAAGCGGCCUUCUCCAACUUCAGGCUCUGGGAGUCAGUUGGCUACAUCAUUGCUUACGUCGUGUCUCCCUACCUGAGGACCAGCGCCAAGACCUACCUCAUUUUCACCAUGAUGAUCAUAGGAGUGACCUGCUACUUCAUAGUGGAAUACCAGCAGUAUAAGAUCAAGAGGAAAGACCAGAAUAAGAAGAAGGAUUUGUACUACAUUACGAAUACUAGUAAAGGUUGUGAUAAUAUCGCUUUUCAGACUGUCGAAUGAGGUCUGUGAAGACAGAAAUAAUUGACUAUCGAGUUUAAUAGUUAAGUGAGUGAUAUUGAUGAACAAGAGUGUCAAAAGUUUAAUGGUAAGACGGAAGUUCUAUAGAUAAAAGCUAAGGCUAAUAAAUGUCAGUUGCGGAUCUUAUUUUCUUGUGAGGCUAUCAUUGGACAUCCUUGGCAGUCGUUACGGGUAGUCAGAAGCCAGUAAGUCUGACACCAGUCUAACCAAGGGGUAUUGGGUUGCCCGGGUAACUGGGUUGAGGAAGUCAGAUAGGGCAGUCGCUUCUUGUAAAGCACUGGUACUCAGCUACAUCCGGUUAGACUGGAAGCCGACCCCAAAAUGGUUGGGAAAAAAGGGCUUGGAGGAUGAUGCGCUUCUACGUAAAAAGCACAUAAAAAGAAAACCUUUCGUACUCCCCUACUUACCUUCUUACGUAUUUCUUCUUACAUCUAUGUAAUAUCGCCUAUGAAACUACUUCUGAAUGUGUGAUACAGAUUUUCACAAAGUAACAAUUAUUUUAAUGCAUAUAAUUUGACUAUUGACAGAUAUUAUAAUGGUUUGUUGAUCUACUUCUGUAAUGUAAUCGUUAUUUAAUAGACUUACGAUUACAUUAACUGCAGCACCCAUUAUUCAAUAAUUCUCUUGUUGUAAAUAUUUAUUAUGUAAUUGUUAGUAAACCAGUUUGUGUGACAUAGUUAAGAAGUUGUUACUAUCCGAUUACAUUGUUAUUUUAUUAUGAAUUUAUAAUAAAUAUCUAGGUGUAUGUAGACUUAUGUUAAUUAUCAAUUAUAAACAUUGAUUGUGAUAACUAUUAUAAUAAGUAUCUUAAGUAAAUAUAUUUUUGU
Messenger RNA from Helicoverpa armigera (cotton bollworm), 2671 nucleotides. RefSeq names its product UNC93-like protein. Gene Ontology annotation, biological process: regulation of potassium ion transport; regulation of muscle contraction. The transcript is spliced from 11 exons. Gene Ontology annotation, cellular component: plasma membrane; striated muscle dense body. The coding region runs from base 372 to 1826 and encodes 484 amino acids. Lineage: Eukaryota; Metazoa; Arthropoda; Insecta; Lepidoptera; Noctuidae. The record is from RefSeq and is a predicted model, not a curated record. Gene Ontology annotation, molecular function: potassium channel regulator activity.